Mus pahari (shrew mouse) is the source of this 472-nucleotide messenger RNA. Its product is annotated as guanylate-binding protein 1-like. The transcript has 3 exons. Gene Ontology annotation, molecular function: GTP binding; GTPase activity. The record is from RefSeq and is a predicted model, not a curated record. Bases 60 to 362 code for a protein of 100 amino acids. Lineage: Eukaryota; Metazoa; Chordata; Mammalia; Rodentia; Muridae.
GAAAGCAUGAGAAAGAGAUUCGAGAUAUAGAGGCAAAAAACAGAGAAAUAAUCCUGAAAAUGGAAUCUGCACGAACUGAGUCUGCAGAGGAAACAAUAAAAAUGUUGAAGGAAUUGAAUGAGUCAAAUCUGAAGACAAUAGGCCAGAAACAACAAAAUUUUGAAGAUUAUCUGAUACAAUUGACUGAACACAGAGCGAAGGAAACAGGAAGGCUAAUGGCACAGCAAGAAAUGAUCUUCAGAACGAAGCUUCAGGAACAAGAAAAAAAAUUAAAUGAAAAAAUCAAUGAACAGGAUAUACAACAUAAGGAAGAAAUUCGGAAACUCAAUAUGAAAAUAAAGCCUGACUGUCUCUUGAUGUAAAAGGUCUAAUCAGAUCAGGUUCCUCCCCUACUCUCUCCUUUCAGGGACGAAUUGUACUGAAUCUCUUCAGAUAUUCAGAACAAAAUAAAAUCCAAAAUAAUAAAGGUAGC